UAAUGUUUGAUAAGCUAUUUAGGCAAUUCUCUUAAUUUUAUGAGAGCUUUAACCCCUCUUAUUUUAUAAUUGCAGUAGUUGCUUUUUCUUAGGGUGUAUAACACUUAGCUGAUUUAUCAAUUAAUUAUAUGCUUAAGGAUGAUUUUGGAUUAUCACCAGCUAUGAUGGGACUUUAUUUAAGUUACACUACAACUCCUUGGAUAGUAAAACCAUUUUGGGGUUUAAUAACAGAUUCUAAGCCUUUAUUUGGUUAUAGAAGAAAAUCAUACAUAAUAUUAUUUGGGAUAUUUGAUGCAUUAGGAUGGAUUGCUUUAUCUAAAUAUGGAACUGAUAGUUUAUAUUCUGCCCUUUUAUUAUUGUUGUUGAUUUAAUUGUCAACAUGUUUUGUGAAUGUUGUUGGAGAAGCUAUUCUAGUAGAAGUUGCUUCUUAAGCCUCAAGAUAAUAAACAAAUUUCUAACAUGGAGCAUCAAAGAAUGUUUCAAUAUUCUUUGGAGUUAGAGCAUUUGGAACACUAAUAAGUGCAUUCUUUUCAGGAUAAUUAUUACAUUAUUUCACAAAAUAAGAAAUAUUUAUGAUGACAGCAGCAUUUCCUUCAUUAUUGGUUUUAGUAUCAUUUUUCUAUGUUGAAGAGAAGGUUGAUCCUAGAAAUUUGGAUUAAAAUGACAGAAGAAACAACACUAUGUAAUGUAUCAAAGACUUUUGGACAUUUUUCUAAAACCCAUUAAUUUACAAGUAUUAUAAUAAUAGAUUCAAGGCCAGUUGCAUUGAUAUUUUGUUUUAUGAUGGCCCCUUCAAGUUCAACUAUCAUGUUCUUUUUCUAUACCCAAGUUUUAGGUUUUGAACCUUCUUUCCUUGGAUAAUUGAAGUUUGUUUAUGCAUUGUCUACAAUUUUAGGAGUGCUCCUUUAUAAUAACUAUCUCAAAGAUGUUCCAUUCAAAAAAAUAUUUAUUACUACUACCAUCCUUUAUUAUUUUUGUUAUUAAUCUAUGAUAAUACUUGUUACAAGAAAAAAUGUUGAAUGGGGUAUAAAUGAUAAAUUCUUUUGUCUUGGAGAUUCAGUUAUGUUAUAAUUAGUAGGUGAAUUGAAUUUGAUGCCUAUAUUAGUCUUAGCAUGUAGAAUGUGUCCAAAGAAUAUUGAAGCUACUAUGUAUGCUAUGUUAAUGAGUACAAUUAAUUUUGGUAAUCAAUAUAUAUAUUUUAUAUUUUUAUAGGAUCAACAUUAGGAUCAUAAUGGGGAGCCUUAUUUUUAAUCAUGUUGGGAGUUAAUUAAAAUGAUUAUUCUAAAUUAUGGCUAUUUAUUAUUGUAACAGGAGUAUUUAUUUUAAUGCCACUACCUUGGGUAGGAGUUGUUUAGGAAGAUAAGAUUUUGUAAUCAAGAGAUUAAUAGUUGGCUGAACUUAAAAAGAAAGAUUGUGAAUCGGACACUGUAUCUACAAGUAACUUAAGAUAAGAAGAUGAUUAACAAUAACUACUUUCAGAAAAUGAACAAUAAAAGUCAUGA
Messenger RNA from Paramecium pentaurelia, 1502 nucleotides. The record is from the annotation of a GenBank genome assembly. Lineage: Eukaryota; Ciliophora; Oligohymenophorea; Peniculida; Parameciidae.